GAGUAAGGUGCUGACGGCACUUACCACAGCUGGUUCACUUCUUAUCUGACCAAUAGGGAGCAUUUCUGUUAUUUUGACGGAUCCAUUUCCAGCAAAAGCAGCAUUGAGUGCGGUAUUCCGCAGGGCUCGUGUUUGGGACCCUUACUCUUUAUACUAAACAUUAAUGAUUUUGAGAAUUGUCUAAAAAGCACGAUCCCAAAUAUAUAUGCUGAUGAUACAUGUGUGAAUAUCGCGUCAGAAAAUCUGAAUGAACUCCUAACAGAUUUGAAAAACGAGCUGGAAAAUAUAUCGAAUUGGAUAAGGAUUAACAAACUUAGCUUGAACACCAGCAAAAGUGAGUAUAUGGUUAUAGGCCAUCGGCGACAACUAAACAAAGUAGGUAAUGAUUUGCCAGACCUUGUCCUCGAAAAUGAAGUUAUAAAAAGGGUUGACAAAACAAAAUACUUGGGGAUCAACAUCGACGAAAGCCUUAAUUGGAGAGAGCAGUACAGAACUAUUAAAAACAAGCUGAAAGGGGGCUUGAGCUCCUUAAGAAAGUUGAACAACAUCCUUCCGCAAAGGAAACUUGAUCAAGUUCACAAAGCUCUCUUAAAAAGCCAUCUUCGCUAUGGCAACAUUGUUUGGAGUGCCCUCUCCAACACCAAACUAUCCCAACUGCAACGUUUACAGACAAGGGCAAAAAGGCUGAUAGCGAAUGCCAAGUAUAAGGACGGAUGAACUUGCAAAUGACUCACUGUAAAGCCCUUGAUCUCAUUUGACCAAGGAGUCAUGACAUAUAGAAUCUUGCAUGACCUCUUUCCCGAAAAUCUUCGCCAUAAAAUCACUGAAAAAUCCAUGGUUUCAGAGAAUAGAAACAGAACCCGUGGAGACCUGCAAAUUCCCAAAGUUAGGUUAGAGUAUGCAAAGCGAGGUUUCUAUUUCUCUGGUGUCAAAAACUGGAAUGAUAUCCCUAACAACAUUCGAGAAAAAGAAUCCAUCGCUCGUUUUAAAACAGGUAUUAAAGAGUAUCUUUCGAACCUUCCACAGGACCCAAACACAACCCCUUGGUAGAGCAGCAAUAUGCAAAUAGUUCUUUUUUUGCUGAAAGGAAUCUCGUGUAAAUAAAUAUUGAUUGAUUGAUCAGGCUUGACAGAGUUGAGAAGUUCAUCUUCAUUCAAUAAAAGUUCUUCUUCUUCUUGACAAAUUGCGGAUUGAAAGAUGCGCUCGAAAAACUGAGGAGGUUCUAGGAUGUGGAGGGUUUCAAUUCUUUGAAUAGCGGAUUGGAUCGUGUGACCGGAAGAAGUCUCACAUCAGAACGUAAUAAACUGUGCCGAAGGCGCUUCUAUAGCAUUAAUCUGUGCAAGCACCGUGACCUCGAUAUGGGGAAGAGUGCAAGCAAUUUUGUUAUCAUGAGACCUGUGCGGACCUUUGGUACAUAAUCGAAAUUACUACUCGCGGGCUAAAUACAUCAAGAAAAAAAUGGGUAUUGUGUCCGUGAUUGUCGUGUGUGUUCUAAUUAUAUCACUCAUUAUGGCAACAUUAAAGAAACUGUACAACUUCUUUUUUGGUAGCCGUUUAAGCUCAAAUAUCCCGAGUCCGCCGGCCUAUCCAUUCCUCCGCCAUGUACCAUAUUUUCUGCACGCUACAGAUUAUGACAAAAAAAUGCAAAAAUGGGAAGAAACCUACAAAAAGGAUGGACUUUUCAUGUUCGAUGUCUUACUAGGUCCAGAGAGGGUUUGUAUUUUGAGAGAGGAUUUUAUCAAGCAGGUUCUUGUAACAAAAUGUACAAAGUAUGGUAGACCAAAGGUGCUACAAAGUGUGUUUCCAAAGAUGGAAAAAGGUGUUUUUAUGGUUAAUGGUAAAGAACAUGCAUGGCAAAGGAAAAUGUUGAACCCUUCGUUCUCCUUUUCAUCUUUACUGUCAUUUGUGGAAAUCUUUGAUGCCAACACAAACAAUUUGAUAAAGUAUUGGAAAGACAAAGCUGAAAGCUCUUUUUCUGGAGUAGCUGAGGCAGACAUUCAUAGGGAUUUAAGCAAAUUAGCUUUGGAUACUAUAGGGGAGACAGCUUUUGGAUAUAAUUUCAAUACACUCAUUUCUGGAGAAAAUAAAGUCAGUCAGGCUGUAGAGCUCAUUUUGUCAGGAAAAAUGAGUGUGGUUUCAAGAGUAUUGAGAAAAUACAUACCAUUCUAUGACAUGAUUCCUUUCCAAGAAAAUGUCCAAUUGAAGGAAGCUGCAGAAGUUAUGAAUGAUUUUGUAAAUGAGAUUAUCAAGAAAAAGCGAGAAGCAUUGAAAAGUGGUGUAGAUCCGAAUGGUGUGGUAUCAAAAGAUUUGCUUGGUAAAAUGAUUCUAUUACAAGAUGAAGAGACAGGCAAAAGAUUAUCAGAUGAAGUGAUUGAAGCUCAAGUUCAUACCUUCAUGGUUGCUGGACAUGAAACGACAAGUGUUUGCCUCACAUGGACAUUGUAUCUUCUGGCAAAACAUCCUGAUGUUCAAGAGAAGGCCAGAAAAGAAGCUACAUCUAUUCUUGCUGGUACUGAUGUGUUCCAAGGGGAACACCUUGAGGGCCUUAAAUAUGUAACAGCUGUCAUAAAGGAAUCCCUUCGCAUCUAUCCCCCUGCAGCAAUCAAUAUGAGGGAAGCAUUGCAGGAUGAUCAACUUGGGGAAUACAGUAUCCCAAAGGGAACAUAUAUCCUGAUUCCUGUUUGUGCUAUUCAUCAUAUAGAGGAGUUUUGGCCAAAUCAUGAGAAGUUUAUGCCUGAAAGAUUUCUUGCUGAAGGCACAAAGCAACCUGAAAUGGGUAAUUACAAAUUCAUACCGUUCUCAAAUGGUCCUCGCAAUUGUAUUGGUUGGCGGUUUUCAAUGAUGGAAAUGAAAGUUGCCAUUGCAAAGCUACUGACUACAUUCAAGUUUGAACUGGACCCGAGACAAGAAGAGAUGCAUACCAACAUGGAGCUCACAUUAAAGCCCCAUCCAAAGCCGAUUUUAAGAGUUUCGCCCAUUGAUGAGUAAUUCCGAGGUGACAUUUUAUUUUUCUAUAAUGAACUGUCGUCACUGUUGCUAGCCCGCUCGGAUGUUUAGUUCAGUUGUCAUUUGUAUUAUCGAUUAUGCACGCGAAAUUUACACAUCAACGUGGAUUCAAAUAAACAUAGAAUUAUAUUUACACAGUAUCACUUUUAGAACAAUUUUUGACAGUAAACCUUUUUCCAGACAGGAAUGGUAGUAAGCCGGAACUUUUUUAACAUUUAGUUUGUAAGUUCCACGUUUUUAAUGUGCUUGCGCAUAAUGUAGUAUUCAAGUUAUUGUAUAUUUACUUGUUUAUAAAAAAAUGAUGAAGCCAAAUUUAAACAUCUUUGGUGAAAAGUUAUGCUUUUUAAGAGAAGGUGAGGCUUUUUAAUUUUUACUGGAAGCAAGCAAGCCUUUGAAUCAUUUGUCUGACUCUUGUCUUUGUUCCUCAUUUGUCAAUGUUCAGCAGUUCUAUUUUUCUAAUUAUCAACAGCAUUCCUCA
Rhopilema esculentum is the source of this 3484-nucleotide messenger RNA. RefSeq names its product cytochrome P450 4F4. Gene Ontology annotation, molecular function: monooxygenase activity; iron ion binding; oxidoreductase activity, acting on paired donors, with incorporation or reduction of molecular oxygen. NCBI's taxonomy places the organism in Eukaryota, Metazoa, Cnidaria, Scyphozoa, Rhizostomeae, Rhizostomatidae. The record is from RefSeq and is a predicted model, not a curated record.